Vitis vinifera (wine grape) is the source of this 2416-nucleotide messenger RNA. RefSeq lists its product as uncharacterized. Lineage: Eukaryota; Viridiplantae; Streptophyta; Magnoliopsida; Vitales; Vitaceae. The coding region runs from base 101 to 2188 and encodes 695 amino acids. Gene Ontology annotation, molecular function: protein binding. The record is from RefSeq and is a predicted model, not a curated record. The transcript has 5 exons.
UGGUAUUAAAGGGACUUUGCAGUGAUUGUGGAAGCACCCCUACCAAAUCCCUCACUUCUAAAGCCUUCUGCUCUGCUCUCCCUCUCCAAAGACGGCUUUCAUGGCGGAUACCAAACGAAAGGAUCGCAUUGCAGAACUGUACCAAGCUUUGAAGAAAAAAAACAAGUAUCUGGCCCAAAUCUGCGGUGAUCAACCUCUUGAAGACCCAUUGCAGGCAAUUAGUAAUAUUUACGACAACACAUUCCUUCAUCUGGCCAUUCGCUUCAAACAAAAGGAUAUGGUAGAAGAGUUACUGACAAUGUUGCCUGAAGAAGGAAACCCUCCACUUUGGAAUAUAAAAAACAAGGAAGGCAACACUAUACUCCACGAACUAGCCUGCAGCGAUUCUAUGAUGAAUCUGGCAGGCAAGGUGUUGGGGAGAUAUGAGCCUUAUGAGGACAAACGUAAGGAGUUGGAGAUGUUGCUAACUGCGCGUAACGAGUUUGGAGAGACGCCUAUUUUUUGUGCAGCCCGCCAUGGUCAAACUGAAAUGUUUAAGUUUCUGGCUAAGGAAAUGAAACUAAAGGUAGGAAGUGUAAAAGAUGUCAUGUCUCUGCCCGAGGAUAUGAAAUUAAAGGAAUUGCAGGAGCUGUCGAAGUCCCAACACCAUUUGCAGAGAGAUGAUAAAACAACAGUUCUUCAUAUUUCCAUCACGACUGAGUGUUUUGAAUUGGCCUACUACAUUGCGCGCACCUACUCAUAUUUAAUUGAAGAAAAUGAUCGAGAAUCAAUGACUGCUCUUCAAUAUCUAGCAUGCAAUCCAACUGCAUUUGGAAAAAAUAUGAAAAUGAGACAAGGAGUCAUGGAGGAACUCAUGAUCUCGUUAGAUCCAUUUAAAGAGCUCGGGAAUAACCUCAAGAAGAUAUUCAAUAUGUGUACCAGCAAAGAUAACAUUGGGAAUGGUGAUACCAGAAUGACAAGUUAUAAAAGAUGUUCUCCAAUACUUCAAAAACUCGUCGAGCUUUUGGUAAAGGAUAGUAUUAAUUCUCAAGAAGUUGACCCAAGUAACACUAAGAAGUUGAAAAGUGAUGGACAAGAGUCCCCAAAAAUGGAAGGACAAAAACCUCAAGAAAAUGAAGGGCAAAACUCCAACGAGUACAAGAAGAGUAAUGAAACUCCAUUAUUUUUGGCAACAAUAUCAGGCAUUAAAGAGAUUGUUGAGGAAAUACUCCUCUAUCAUCCUAAGGAGCUUGAGCAUACUAAUAGGAAGGGAAUGAACAUAUUACAGGUGGCAAUCCUUCAUCGUCAGGAAGAAAUUUUUUAUAUGUUGGUAAAGUCUGAAGUGCUUCCAAGAAGUCUAUUUUUAUCUACAAAUGACCAAGGGAACUCCUUACUACAUAUGGUUGGCCAAAAUACAAAAAGUCGAGCUAGUGAAAAGAUGCAAAAUCCUGCAUUCCAGCUACGAAACGAGUUGUUGCUCUUUCAGGACGUGAAGAAAGCCUGUAAGAUGCAUUUGACCAAGCCUCUCAACAACGAUCACCAGACUGCUGAAGAAUUAUUUGCUGCGUCUAAAGAAAAUCUCCAUCAAAAUGCCAAGGAAUGGCUAAUGCGUACAGGUGAGAAUUGCACCCUUCUUUCUGUUUUCAUAGCCACAGUUGCCUUUGCAGCAGCCUACACCGUACCAGGAGGUCCUGAUCAAAAUACCGGUAUUCCAAUCCUUAAAUGUAAACCCUUCUUUGUGGUUUUCAUUAUAGCUGAUGUGAUCUCCCUCACUUUCGCUUUGACAUCUGUGGGUAUAUUUCUAUCCAUCCUUACAUCCACAUUUCCACUACAACACUUCGAAACCUAUCUUCUUAAGAAGCUGACGCUGGGAAUUAAAUUUAUGGUCUUCUCGGUCUCAAUGAUGGCGGUGGCGUUUGGAGCCACUAUAGUUCUGAUCAUGACACAUAAUUGGGAAAGUAUCUUUUGGUAUGUGGUUGCAUUUCUUCCUGUUCCCAUUUUCUUUCUCUCAUAUUCACCUCUACGUUCAGCAGUCCUGAUGCGCAGCACAGAAUUGGUCAAAAAUUUUGUUCCAAUCCUCCUUCUCCCCUUUUUAUUUCCCACUUAUGGGGCUUACAAAGGACAGCGCUGGACCAAGAAAAAGUUUCGGUUUUGUUGGAAUAAUACCCAAUCACCUCAGUCAACUGCAGCUCGUUGUACUCCAGUUUGAAAGAAGAAAAAGAAUGGCGUUUCAGAACUCUUUUCAGAGCACACGCAUGGAUGAAUGAUAACGUAUCACCGGAAUUGUCCUCUCCUUUUCUAUUUCCAAGUAGUAAUAGAACAUGUCUGUGUGAAGUUAAUUAGCAUGUUGAGAGUGUUGUAUUAAUUGAUGACUCAUUAUGGUGCAUGUAUGUUUUAAAUUUUAAUUUUAGAGAUUCUAUUUAACUAAAUUUUUAUU